AAGCAAACACAUUAUACAAUCAAUUACCCUCUCUCUCCCCCUCCCUCUCCACCAUGGACACCGCAACCACCACAUGCUCCGCCGUAGAUCUAGCUGCCCUCCUAUCCUCUUCUUCUAACUCAACUUCUUCCCUCUCUGCGGCAACCUUUUUAUGCUCCCAAAUUUCAAACAUUUCCAACAAACUCUCCGACACAACUUUUGCCGUCGACAACACGUAUCUCCUCUUCUCCGCCUACCUCGUCUUUGCUAUGCAACUUGGUUUCGCCAUGCUUUGUGCCGGCUCAGUCCGAGCCAAGAACACUAUGAACAUCAUGCUUACUAAUGUCCUUGACGCUGCUGCUGGAGCCAUCUCUUACUACCUCUUCGGAUUCGCAUUCGCCUUUGGUACACCUUCCAACGGCUUCAUUGGCCGCCACCAUAGCUUCUUCGCCUUAAGCUCUUACCCUGAACGCUCCGGCUCCGACUUCAGCUUUUUCCUCUACCAAUGGGCUUUUGCCAUAGCCGCGGCAGGAAUCACCAGCGGCUCCAUCGCCGAGCGAACCCAAUUCGUUGCUUACCUUAUCUACUCUACAUUCUUGACUGGUUUUGUUUACCCGACCGUCUCGCACUGGUUCUGGUCGAGUGAUGGUUGGGCCAGCGCGUCCCGGUCUGACAACAAUCUCUUGUUUGGGUCAGGUGCUAUUGAUUUCGCAGGUUCAGGAGUUGUUCACAUGGUAGGUGGAAUUGCCGGUUUAUGGGGAGCGUUAGUUGAAGGACCACGAAUAGGUAGAUUUGACCGGUCAGGCCGGUCCGUGGCUUUACGUGGUCACAGUGCGUCCCUUGUCGUCCUUGGUACCUUCUUGUUGUGGUUUGGAUGGUACGGGUUUAACCCUGGUUCCUUUUUAACUAUUCUAAAAGGCUACGACAAGUCUCGGCCAUAUUAUGGUCAAUGGAGCGCUGUAGGUCGCACGGCCGUCACAACAACGCUUUCUGGCUGCACCGCUGCGUUGACCACUCUAUUUAGUAAACGACUCUUAGCAGGCCACUGGAACGUCAUUGACGUGUGCAACGGAUUACUAGGCGGCUUCGCAGCUAUAACCUCCGGAUGUGCCGUGGUGGAGCCGUGGGCUGCUAUAGUAUGUGGCUUCGUGGCAUCAUGGGUUUUAAUCGGAUUUAACUUGCUUGCCAAGAAACUUAAAUACGAUGACCCACUUGAGGCUGCUCAGCUCCACGGUGGAUGUGGAGCAUGGGGGUUGAUCUUUACCGGGCUGUUCGCAAGCAAACAAUACGUCAACGAGGUUUACUCCGGCGAUAGGCCUUACGGACUGUUGAUGGGCGGGGGAGGAAAACUGCUAGCCGCGCAAAUCGUUCAGAUCAUUGUGAUCGCUGGGUGGGUAACGGUGACGAUGGGACCAUUGUUUUAUGGGUUACAUAAGAUGAAUCUUUUGAGGAUAUCAGCAGAAGAUGAGAUGGCUGGAAUGGACAUGACCCGUCAUGGAGGAUUUGCUUACGCAUACAAUGACGAAGACGACGUGUCGACUAAACCUUGGGGUCAUAUGGCUGGAAGAGUGGAGCCUACAAGCCGGAGCUCGACUCCUACACCGACCCUGACUGUUUGAUUGGAGAAUUGAGUGGUCCCAAAUGAGUCAGUUUUAAUGUGGUGAAGACAAGAGUUCGGGCACCAAACAUGUUGGACGCAUCUUUCUGUAUUUUUCGUCUUAUUUUUUUUUUUUACUUUUCUUUGUUAAUCACUCUGUUGUGGACAGAUAGUGUUGAAAUUUUAACAAUAACAUGAUCAGUAUAUG
Molecule: messenger RNA, 1784 nt
Organism: Arabidopsis arenosa
Lineage: Eukaryota; Viridiplantae; Streptophyta; Magnoliopsida; Brassicales; Brassicaceae
Source: the annotation of a GenBank genome assembly